Molecule: messenger RNA, 4357 nt
Organism: Trichosurus vulpecula (common brushtail)
Lineage: Eukaryota; Metazoa; Chordata; Mammalia; Diprotodontia; Phalangeridae
Gene: WDR35
Product: WD repeat domain 35
Exons: 28
Coding region: 135-3857 (1240 amino acids)
Biological process (GO): non-motile cilium assembly; protein localization to cilium; intraciliary retrograde transport
Cellular component (GO): non-motile cilium; intraciliary transport particle A
Molecular function (GO): protein binding
Source: RefSeq, a predicted model, not a curated record
GGGUGGAGACGCGGGAAAUCUCGCGGAGGGGCGGGGCCGGCAACAGCGGUUGCCAGGGCGACGGCAGCUCCUGAGCUACCUGAGGAAGCUGGUCCCCCGCCGCACCCCGAGGCUCCCCGGGCCCCCCGAGCGCCAUGUUCAUCUAUCUCAGCAAAAAGAUCGCCAUUCCCAAUAAUGUUAAAUUGAAAUGUAUUUCCUGGAACAAGGACCAAGGAUUCAUAGCUUGUGGUGGAGAAGAUGGACUUCUGAAAGUCUUAAAAUUAGAGACACAAACAGAUGAUGCCAAGCUCAGGGGCCUGGCAGCUCCCAGCAACCUUUCCAUGAACCAGACUCUGGAAGGCCACAGCGGAUCUGUUCAAGUUGUCACUUGGAAUGAGCAGUACCAGAAGUUAACAACCAGUGACCAAAAUGGACUGAUCAUCGUGUGGAUGUUAUAUAAAGGCUCUUGGUACGAGGAGAUGAUCAACAACAGAAAUAAGUCUGUGGUUCGGAGUAUGAGCUGGAAUGCUGAUGGACAGAAAAUCUGUAUUGUGUAUGAAGAUGGCGCUGUGAUUGUCGGCUCUGUGGACGGAAAUCGUAUUUGGGGCAAGGACCUGAAAGCCAUCCAGCUGUGCCACGUGGCAUGGUCCUCUGACAGUAAGACGCUGCUCUUUGGAAUGGCCAACGGGGAGAUCCACAUCUACGACAACCAGGGGAAUUUCAUUAUGAAAAUGAAGCUCAACUGUUUGGUGAAUGUAACUGGAGCCAUCAGCAUUGCUGGGAUCCAUUGGUACCACGGCACAGAAGGCUAUGUGGAGCCAGACUGCCCUUGCCUUGCCAUCUGCUUUGACAAUGGAAGAUGCCAGAUAAUGAGACAGGAGAGUGACCAAAAUCCUGUUUUGAUCGAUACUGGAAUGAAUGUUGUUAGUAUCCAGUGGAACCACAUUGGGAGUGUCUUGGCUGUGGCUGGCUCCCAGAAGGCCAUCUCUCAGGAUAAAGAUAUCAACAUGGUGCAGUUUUAUACUCCAUUUGGGGAGCAUUUGCGAACAUUGAAGGUUCCUGGAAAGCAGAUGUCUGCACUAUCUUGGGAAGGAGGUGGAUUAAAGAUUGGUCUUGCUGUUGAUUCUUUCAUCUAUUUUGCAAAUAUCAGACCCGAUUACAAGUGGGGUUACUGUUCCAACACGGUUGUUUAUGCAUAUACCAGGCCCGAUCGCCCUGAGUAUUGUGUGGUUUUUUGGGAUACAAAGAACAAUGAGAAAUAUGUUAAGUAUGUGAAAAGCCUGAUUUCCAUCACCACCUGUGGCGACUUCUGCAUUUUGGCAACCAAGGCGGAUGAGAACCAUCCCCAGUUUGUGCUGGUCCUUUGCAACUCUAUUGGUACCCCCUUGGAUCCCAAAUACAUUGAUAUCGUGCCACUAUUUGUCGCCAUGACCAAAACGCAUGUGAUUGCGGCUUCCAGAGAAGCCUUUUACACGUGGCAGUAUCGUGUGGCCAAGAAGCUGACAGCCUUGGAAAUCAACCAGGUGGCGAGGUCCAGAAAAGAAGGGCGAGAAAGAAUAUAUCAUGUUGAUGACGCUCCUUCUGGAGCCAUCGAUGGAGCGCUGGACUACAGCAAGGCCUCACAAGGGACUGAGGAUCCCAUUUGUGCUAUAACAGCAUCUGAUAAGACGUUGAUUGUGGGUCGUGAAUCUGGCACCAUUCAGAGAUACAGUCUUCCUAACGUUGGUUUGAUUCAAAAAUAUUCCCUCCCCUGUCGAGCUUACCAGUUAUCUUUGAAUUGCAACUCCAGCCGUCUCGCUAUCAUAGAUAUUUCUGGUGUCCUCACUUUCUUUGACUUGGACGCUCGAGUGACAGACAGUACAGGGCAGCAGACGAUCGGUGAGCUCUUGAAGCUAGAGCGCAAAGAUGUCUGGGAUAUGAAAUGGGCCAAAGACAAUCCAGAUUUGUUUGCAAUGAUGGAGAAAACAAGAAUGUAUGUUUUCAGAAACUUGGAUCCUGAGGAACCUAUUCAGACUUCUGGAUACAUUUGUAACUUUGAAGAUUUGGAAAUUAAAUCGGUUCUCUUGGAUGAAAUAUUGAAGAAUCCUGAACACCCUAAUAAGGAUUACAUCAUUAACUUUGAGAUCCGAUCCCUGCGAGACAGUCGAGCAUUGAUUGAGAAGGUCGGCAUUGAUGACGCUUCCCAGUUCAUCGAGGACAAUCCCCAUCCCCGGCUUUGGCGCCUGCUGGCAGAAGCCGCCCUUCAGAAGCUAGACCUGCAGACAGCGGAGCAGGCCUUUGUGCGCUGCAAGGAUUACCAGGGCAUCAAGUUUGUGAAACGACUUGGCAACCUUCAGAGCGAGUCCAUGAAGCAGUGCGAGGUGGCUGCCUACUUCGGCCAGUUUGAGGAAGCGGAGAGAAUGUACCUGGAUAUGGAUAGAAGGAACGAAUGUGAUCCCAGGUCACGCCCAUCCUGCAGUCACAGAAUCGGCGUUCACAGGAGCGGCAGCUUCUUGUGUGGAGGAAGCAUUCACAUGUCCUGCCUGUCCAAAGAAGGCAGAACCAGGAGCCAGGAGGCUUGGUGUCAGGAAGGGCCUUCCUCCAUCAUGGAGAGCUGCCACCAGAGGCUGGAUGACUGGCGAUCAGAGUUGCUGGACCUGGCCAUCGGCCUUCGACUGAAAUUGGGAGACUGGUUCCGAGUACUCCAGUUACUGAAGACGGGAUCUGGUGACGCUGACGACAGCCUCCUCGAACAAGCCCACAACGCCAUCGGUGACUACUUUGCUGAUCGACAAAAAUGGGUGAAUGCUGUACAGUAUUAUGUACAAGGUCGGAACCAGGAGCGCUUGGCUGAGUGUUACUACAUGUUGGAAGACUAUGAGGGUCUCGAGAACCUGGCCAACUCUCUGCCGGAAAACAAUAAGCUACUUCCUGAGAUUGCCCAGAUGUUUGUGAGGGUCGGCAUGUGUGAGCAGGCUGUGGCCGCCUUUUUGAAGUGCAACCAACCCAAAGCAGCUGUGGAUACCUGUGUGCACCUGAACCAGUGGAACAAAGCUGUUGAGCUGGCUAAAAAUCACAGCAUGAAGGAAAUCGGAUCCUUGCUGGCUCGCUAUGCAUCUCAUCUGCUGGAAAAGAACAAAACUUUGGAUGCCAUCGAGCUCUACCGGAAAGCCAACUACUUCUUUGAUGCUGCUAAGCUCAUGUUCAAGAUUGCAGACGAAGAGGCCAAGAAAAGGACCAAGCCUUUGCGAGUGAAGAAGCUCUACGUGUUGUCGGCUUUACUCAUUGAGCAGUACCACGAGCAGAUGAAGAAUGCCCAGAGGGGAAAGGUUAAAGGGAAGAGUUCGGAGGCCACCUCGGCCUUAGCCGGCUUGCUUGAGGAGGAGGUCCUGUCUUCAGCUAAUCGGUUCACAGACAAUGCCUGGAGAGGGGCUGAAGCCUACCACUUCUUCAUCCUGGCUCAGAGGCAGCUGUAUGAAGGCUAUGUUGACACUGCUCUGAAAACAGCUCUCCACCUGCGGGACUACGAGGACAUCAUCCCUGCUGUGGAGAUCUACUCCCUGCUGGCUCUGUGUGGCUGUGCUAGCCGGGCCUUUGGGACCUGCUCCAAAGCCUUCAUUAAGCUGGAGUCCUUGGAGACCCUGAGCACAGAGCAGAAGCAACAGUAUGAGGACCUGGCUCUGGAGAUCUUCACCAAGCACACCCCAAAGGAUAACCGCAAGUCAGAGCUGGACAGUCUCUUGGAGGGUGGAGAAGGGAAGCUUCCGACGUGUGUGGCAACGGGAAGCCCCAUCAUGGAGUACCAGUUCUGGAUGUGUAACGUGUGCAAACACUGUGUCCUGGCCCAAGAGAUCAGCAACUAUAACUUCUGCCCCCUGUGCCACAGCUCAGUGGGGUAGCAGCUGGGGCAGGAGCAGGGAUGCUCAGGGGCCACAGUCCUGAGUCAGGCAGACACAUGUGCAUGGGCAUGAACUUCUACCAUGACUCAAAAAGGAAAUACACUCUCCUCCGGGGCCUAGGUGUCUCUCUGUCUUGUUUUAGGAAUAUGACUGGGGGAAGAUGCAUCCAGUCUAGGUUAGAUGAGGUCAUGCUUGAAAUGCUGAGCAGAAAUGCAGCUCUCCUUGUACAGAUACAGAUACAAAACUCUGGGGCCAGCUUAUCUUUCUCGGUCUGGGUCAGUGUCUGAGCUGUAGUCUCAGUGAGGCAAAGGUGGCCCCCUAGAAGGGGUGAGGCCCUUCUCGGGAGAUCGUGUCCUCUGGACUGACCACUAUGCUUCGGAGCAAAGAGGCCAACUCAGAGGGAGGACAGCAGUUCUUUAGUUACGUUCUAAGAUCAGAGAUCUUGGAUUUUUGACAGUUCCUCUUUUAUGGAGAAAACAAUAAACUAUCUUGUCGCUUAA